Messenger RNA from Trametes versicolor FP-101664 SS1, 1059 nucleotides. RefSeq lists its product as uncharacterized. Bases 1 to 1059 code for a protein of 352 amino acids. Lineage: Eukaryota; Fungi; Basidiomycota; Agaricomycetes; Polyporales; Polyporaceae. The transcript has a single exon. Gene Ontology annotation, molecular function: nucleic acid binding; RNA-DNA hybrid ribonuclease activity. The record is from RefSeq and is a predicted model, not a curated record.
AUGGACGCUGUGACGAAGAGGAGGAUAAAGUACGAAGAUGAGGGAUAUUUCACGCAGAAGAACGGUGAACUUACACGAGCAAUCGUGAGUGAGGUCUUCCGAAGGCGCGCGCACACGGCAUUCUGCUGGGUCAAAGGUCACAAUGGCCAUCCUGGGAAUGAAGCGGCAGACGCUCUCGCUGGGGCUGGAGCGAAGAAGAACCGGGAGGAUCAAAUUAGCCUUGAAGAAGACCCGACAACCCGAUUAACGGGCGCAAAGCUAACAAAACUCACGCAGAAACUGGCGUACAAGGUAAUACGAGCGCGCAAAGCUGCGAAAACGAAAGCAAGGCCGAGGACGGCGGAACGGGUAGAACGCAUAAUGAAAGACCUAGACGAGGACUUUAAAAUUCAAGUGACGGAGGCACACCUGUGGACGAGCCUCAGGAAGACGUACGUGUCGAAAGAAGCGCGCCAAUGGAUGUGGUUGACGAUCCACGACGGAUACAUGGUCGGUUCACAUUGGCUAAGGCCGAAAAUGAGCGACGAGUUGCGUGAACGAGCGUCCUGUAAAGCAUGCGGUCAGCUGGAAUCGAUGGAACACAUCCUAUUCACAUGUAACGCAUGUGGGAGAGAGGUCAUAUGGAAGCUGUUGAGCGAGCUGUGGGAAAGCACGGGCCUGCGACCGCCUAUACCAUCGUGGGGCUCAGUUCUGGGAGCAGCGUGUGUAGCAAUGAGAUCCCCAAACGGUGCACGACAACCGGCGCUAGAGCAAAGAUGGGCGACACUCGCCAUCGAGUCCGCUCGACUAAUAUGGAAGCUCAGAUGUGAAAGAGUGAUCGCGAAGAACGGUGAUGAAUUCCCUGAGGUGGAAGUAACAAAUCGCUGGUACGCUGAACUAGAAAGACGACUACACCUAGACCGAAGGAUAGCGGCGCUAUCCCAUGGGAAGAAGCGUAAGAAACAUAUACGAAGACUGGAGGAAGUCUGGAGCCCCCUACUUGCUGAACGGGGGAAUCUACCACCCAACUGGGUAACGAAAAGCGAGGUUUUAGUGGGUAUUAAGCGAGGGAAUGGAUGA